Pteronotus mesoamericanus is the source of this 555-nucleotide messenger RNA. RefSeq names its product endothelial cell specific molecule 1 (gene ESM1). Gene Ontology annotation, cellular component: extracellular region. Bases 1 to 555 code for a protein of 184 amino acids. Gene Ontology annotation, molecular function: hepatocyte growth factor receptor binding; integrin binding. The transcript has 3 exons. The record is from RefSeq and is a predicted model, not a curated record. Gene Ontology annotation, biological process: positive regulation of hepatocyte growth factor receptor signaling pathway; angiogenesis. Lineage: Eukaryota; Metazoa; Chordata; Mammalia; Chiroptera; Mormoopidae.
AUGCGGGCCGGCCUGCCGCUGCUGCUGGCCGCGCUCCUGGUCCCCGCGCCCCGCGGCCCCGCGCCCCGGGCUGCGGCGGCCUGGAGCCCCAAGUACGCGGUGGACUGCCCCGAGGGCUGCAACAGGGACGCGUGCAGGAGCCCCCCGCGCUGCGAGGGGACCGUGCUGGACGACUGCGGCUGCUGCCGCGUGUGCGCCGCCCGGCGCGGGGAGACCUGCUACCGCACCGUCUCGGGCAUGGACGGCUUCAAGUGCGGCCCCGGGCUGCGCUGUCAUUUUUACAGUGAGGAGGACGAUUUUGGAGACGAGUUUGGUAUCUGCAAAGACUGUCCCUACGGCACCUUCGGCAUGGAAUGCAAGGGGACCUGCCACUGUCAGCUGGGCAUAUGUGACAGGGUGACCGGCAAGUGCCUGAAACUCCCCUUCUUCCAGUACGCGGCGACCAAGUCCCCCAACAGACUCGUUUCUCACACAGAGCACGACCUGGCGUCGGGAGACGGCAACGCUGUGACCCGGGACAAGGGAAGGAGAACGCCGCGCGGACGCCUGCGGUGA